CGGGUUUGUAUUGCUGUGCGCACGCCCUUUAUUAAGACGGAGCGGCCAGGCCCGGCCGCUGCACGGGACGGACGAACUCCCCACGCGGUGCGUCGCGCGGCAUCCAAAGGGCAGCCCGCCCCAACCUUCUCUCUCACCUCCAAGAGCUCGGGGAGAGUGUGUUCCAGUGUCAGUGCAGGAAUCUGCUGAAUCCUGCUGGUCGAUUCGCGCACAGCGAGAUGGCGGCCCAAUCGAUCUACAGCUCCCUCGAGGCGCUCUCGACGCCGGAGGCGACGAAGCUGGCCUGGACGCGCCUCGGCAAGACCUGCGAGGCCGAGGGCGCCGUCCUCACGAAGGUGCGAGGCGGCAGCUACCCGCGCCACGCGACGAACGGUAGGUUACUCACUACCGGUUUACACGUCUGGGAGUACGAGUUCACGUCGGCGGCCAAGGCGAACGGGAAUAGGACGAUGUACGUCGGCGUGGCCCAGGAGGGUUUGGACGUCGAGAAGGGCGGCCACUCGAAGUCCGGGAAGGCGUGGUACCUGCGGACGGACAACGGGACGCUGUACGGGAGCGGCGUCGCCGAGGCGUCGGACCAGACGCCCGUCGAGAAGUGCUUCGUGGUGGGUGACAAGAUCGGCGUGACUCUGAACCUAGGUGAUGGGUCCCUCGCCUUUUCGAAGAAUGGCGUGCUGCUGGCCGGCGGCUUCCCCGCGGGACGCAUCACGGGACCCGUCGUCGGCGCGGUCGAGCUGCUGACGGUCGGCCAGAGUCUCACCCUCUUAAAGUCUACCUAGAAA
Molecule: messenger RNA, 782 nt
Organism: Pelagomonas calceolata
Lineage: Eukaryota; Pelagophyceae; Pelagomonadales; Pelagomonadaceae
Source: the annotation of a GenBank genome assembly